AAUGGAUAUUAAAAUAAUAACUUAAAGUGAUACAUUUUUAAUCUACAAUGAGAUCUAAACAUUAUUAAAAUUAAAGUAAGAAAUCAAAAAAAAAGGGAUUUAAACAAGAAACAUCACAAUUUAGUACCAAAGCUAUAUCUACUUAUACUUAGCUUUUAUGAUAAUGAUUCUGAUAAAGUUGUGAUAAUCUAAGAUGAGGACCUUUAAUAUGCUUACCAAUAAGCCAAGGUACAAAAUAAGUAGUCGAUUAAAUUUUAUGUUUAUUACAAAUUGAGUCAACCUAAAAUAUUAUAUUAAGAACCCUAGAUAAAAAUUUCAAUAUAAUAGCCUUAAUAGGAUUGGAUACUUUCAUCCUUGUACUAAGAUGCUAGCCAAUCAUUUAUGGAUUCAAAUCUUCAAAAUAAUGAUGCUUUUUUUUAAGACAGAUUGACUAUUAAGCCAGUUCAAUAGUUAACAAGAGAAGAAAAGCUAAAGUUGGUGAUAGAUUAAUUUAUUGAUGAAAUAUUAAGAGAGGAAUAUAAAAUAUGA
Messenger RNA from Paramecium sonneborni, 528 nucleotides. Lineage: Eukaryota; Ciliophora; Oligohymenophorea; Peniculida; Parameciidae. The record is from the annotation of a GenBank genome assembly.